UUUUGACUGCCUUUCUGUGCUCAGCCGGUCUUUCUAGUUUCCCUCAGUUGCCUUCAGCUGUUGCUUCAUCUUCGACAUUCAGCCAGGUUCUUUCGAGCUGCCGGUCUGGUCUUCCGCUGCUCUGCCACCUCUGUCAUGCUGCCUUGUCACUGCCGGCAGGACUCUCGGUCCACCACUGCCUUGUUGCCACCUGCAGGCCUUCUGGUUCGCCGCUGCCGCUGGCCAUUUCCUCUGCCCUGCCCCCCAGCCACCUCACUGGUCCGCUGCUUUGUGCUGCCACCGGCCACCUCCUCUGUGCUGCCCCCAGCCACCUCACUGGUUCACUGCUUCGCACUGCUGCCAGUCGCCUCCUCUCUACUGUUCGAGCUGCCGGCGCACCCUGUUGCCUGGUUUGCUACGCUGGUCUCUGCUUCAUUGGGCCGGUUGGGUCGCUGGGCCAUAGGACCUUUCAGUCUUGGGGACCAGUUCUACAAAGAAGCCAUAGAGCACUGCCGCAGCUACAAUUCCCGUCUCUGUGCUGAGCGCAGUGUUCGUCUUCCGUUCCUGGACUCACAGACUGGUGUUGCUCAGAAUAACUGUUACAUAUGGAUGGAAAAGAGGCAUCGAGGACCAGGACUAGCUCCAGGGCAGCUCUAUACAUAUCCUGCUCGGUGCUGGCGCAAGAAGAGACGUUUGCAUCCCCCUGAAGACUCCAGGCUGAAGUUGCUGGAGAUUAAACCUGAAGUUGACCUGCCUCUGAAGAAGGAUGCCUUCACAUCAGAAGGGACCACACUGGAAGCUUUGUUGCGUGGAGAAGGGCUUGAAAAAAAGAUAGAUGCUAAAGAAGAAGAUACUCUACAAGAGAUCCAGCGGGUUUUGGAAAACGAUGAGAAUGCAGAUGAAGUGAACGAAGAGGAAGAGAUAGAAGAAGAUAUUCCAAAACGAAAAAACAGACCCCGAGGACGGGCCCGAGGCUCUGGUGGUGGUAGGCGAAGGAAUGAUGUUUCUUCUAUGGAUGACCAUGACAAACCUUAUGUUUGUGACAUCUGUGGCAAGCGCUAUAAGAAUCGACCAGGACUGAGCUAUCACUAUGCUCACACUCACCUUGCUAGUGAGGAAGGGGAUGAUGCUCGAGAACAGGAGACACGUUCACCACCUGUCCACAGAAAUGAAAAUCAUAAACCCCAAAAAGGACCAGACGGGGCCAUCAUUUCCAAUAACUACUGUGAUUUCUGCCUUGGAGGAUCUAAUAUGAAUAAAAAAAGCGGAAGACCAGAGGAGCUUGUCUCAUGUUCGGAUUGUGGGCGUUCUGCUCAUUUGGGAAGAGAAAGCAGGAAGGAAGAAGCGGCUGCAGCAUAUCCCACGGAGGACUUGUUCGGUUCCACUUCGGAAAGCGACACCUCAACUUUUCAUGGUUUUGAUGAGGAUGAUUCGGAAGACCCUGUCUCAAACUGGAGCAGCAGCUCCCACUCUGCAAAGAAAAAGGGCAGUUGCUAAAAUAACUAUAGUACACAAACUCUAUGAAUGACUUUCUGCCCUUUCUGCUACUUUUAACUCUUAUUGUUGUUAACUGCGUUUUUUUUAGAGCCAGCCAUUUUCACUUUGGGGCGAAUACACUGAAAGCACAACAAACUAAUUUUUUUAAAAAAGAAAACUUCUUUGAAAUCUUUUUUUUUUGGACAAGUUUAUUUUCAAUAUUUCCUUAACAGUGCAAAUGUGAAAUGUGGAUGUCCUUUUUUAAAAGUAAACAAUUAAAUAGAAGAGUGCUAAUUUUCUCAGCUUUUAAGAUAUAUAUAUAUAGGUAUAGAUAUAGAUAUAUAUAUAUAUAUAUUAUACACAGGUACAACACAAAAUCGGAAGGAUUGGACACCAGCAGGUACCUAUCUCAAAUAGUGUUUUAAAUAUUUAUUUCUAUAUUCUAUAUAUUAUUAGAAAGACAUUUGAGAUUAAGGCAAAAAAGCAUGAAAUCUAUGCGGUAAUCUAAUUAUUUAACAAAAAGAGAAACAACGAUAGUAUGAAUAGUUCAAGAUGAAAAGGAAAUCCAAAUGUUUGCAAGUGUGAAUUUUGCACUGCAAAAAGAUUGCAUUUAUUGUAGCACACUGGAUUUUUUUUUCCUGUUCCCCUUUUGUACUACUGCUAUUCUCACCUUUAAGAAUAUACCAAACACAAGGAUGAUUGACAAAAUCACAAACACAAGUUUCCGGCCAUUUGGACACAGUUUUUUUUUUGGUCUUCAUCUAUCCAAGCUUGGCAUCUUUUUAUCAGAAACUGUUUUUUUUUUGGAUCCGUUUUGUUUGUUCUGUCCUUCACCAUUUUAGAAAAGACUUUCUGAGCACAUCUGUAGAAUACGCCCAUUAAUUCUAUGGAUGAAAUAAAUAAUGUGAACCUUGAAAGAAAUGAAAAGAAAAAAAUAUACCUCAUGUUCCUUAUUUUAUUUUUUAAAAAUAAUAUUAAAAACCCAUUUAGUCUUAUUUUUGAUAUUUUUCUUGAAAUAAACCAAAGCAAUACUCACUAAUUUUCAAAGGGCAGCAGAGAAUACCGAAACUGAUUUGCUAUUCCAGCAACAUAAAUUUGAACAGCAGGAUUAAAAAGGUAAGUUGCAAACUAAGCAUGUUUGUUUUUCAUGAAAUGCUUGUGCUUUGAAUUUGUCACAAAUAAUCACUGUUGCUGGUGAAACUCAAAGUAGUGAUACAAAUAAGCCAACAUACGAAUGAGAUAUGAAAUACCUCUUUAUGAUAUAAUCAAAUAGGAAGUGUAUAAUUAAUAUUAACAUCCAUUGUUUUUAAAUAGGGAAAUGAUGUUCACCAAUUUGAGAACAAUCCAGGAUAUUGUUUAAUUUUAAUUAUCUGGAUAACAAAACUGAAAAUCAGUUUCUUGGUUCAGUCAGAAUGGUAGUUAAUGUGAGACUGUCUAGUUUGCAAAUUCUGUAAAAAGAUUAAUAAAGGAUAUUUAGAUAGGCAGAAAUGUUGUUCAUGAUAUCUUAGUUUACUGAGUGAUGUUAAUGAUAUUUUACAUUAAUUAAUAUUUCAUACACAACUGUGGUUAAGAUACAAAUUUAAAAUGAAAAUACGAUUUAGUUAACUGAAUUAUGUCCUGUUUUCAAUGUGUCUAUAUAUACAUUUAUGUCUUUGUGUGUGUGUAUGUGUGUGUGUGUGUGUUGAUAGGCAAGUAGAUUUAUCAGUAAUUGUGCCAUUUCAUAUUACAUUACAAAUACAUUUGAAAAGCUGGGGAAUCAGAACACUAUUGAAUUCAGCAUUCUAUAUCUUAUUUAUUUAUUUAAUUUAUAUGCCUCCCAUCUCAUUCUGCAUAGAGUCUCUAGGUCUUACAUUAGUCAAACAGAUGCAUGCUGAAGGUCAUAAGUAGAAAUAAUUUAAUAGUCCUCUUAUAUUUAAAUAUAGUACUUUUGAUUGAGGAAACAGACCUAUCAGUAGAAAUAGCAAUUCGUAUUUGUUAAUUUUAUGAAUACGUAGUUCCUUUUAAACUCAUCUAAAUGAUAUAACUAUUUGAUGGUGCAGAAUUCUGUUUAAUCACUCCUGAAUUUCCUCACAUUUAGUUUCAGUGGCUUACUUUAAAUUCUAUUAUUAGUAGAAAAACUUCUUGCUCAAUACAUUUUCUAUUCUUUUCUAAUUUAAAAACAUCUUAGCAUUGUAAUCUCUCUCCACUCAUGAUAUAGUUUAUAUUUACAACUAAUCAUAUAAUAUAAAUAAAUCUUCUAAAUAUGCAUCUAUUUAUACCUAAGUCAAUGUACUUCUUUGUGCUCGCCCCCCCCCCCACUUUUAAUGAUGAAUAAGUGGCUAUUCUAUAGCCAAAAGCUUUUUCAAUAAAGAUUCUGUGGGACGUACUUGAUAUAAAACAUACUCAGGAUGCAAAUAGAAGAAAAUAAGUUUAUUUAGACCUAUAAUUAUAAAAAGCAGAAGAACUGCCCAAAUACAUUUAAAUGCACAAGAUCUCUUAAUGCAACAGCAAAGCAACUAAUAAUUUGUUAGUCCAAAGAAAAUAUAACCUUCUUGCUUUCAGAAUUUUAGUCAGACAGUCAAGACAUUCUCAAGAGUUACUUGGCUACAGAUAACAGUAGUUCCAGAAGAAAAGGCUAAUAGCAAUGGGAAAUAUAUAGACUGUUGUUUGGGGCACAUAGUCUUCAAUAAUGAAACAACUUCUAUCAUACCGGUAAAUUAGAUUCCUUAUUUCCUUGUUAAUUAAUAACCAUAUCUGUCUUUCCAUGUAACCUAAUUUUAUUUAAAAUAAGUCAUGUGAAUAUAUAAUUACAUAAUUAUUAUUCAUCUUCAGAGCAAAACAAGGUGCUCUAAUCUCCUCUUGGCAUUGCCCCAAUAGAUUUUACCAUCAGCUGAAAAUAGUACUACUGGGAGUGAAGCCGUUGUAAUUUAGGAGCUUGGUUCUAAGUAUUGGAAAUGUGGGCUUGGCCUAUUUAGGCACUACCCAUUAUUAGACAUACUCUGUUUUAGUGCCAUGCACCCCCACAAUUACAGAGAAAGCGAAAUACAUUGUUGCAAUGGCCUCUGAAAUGAUAGACAACUCAGUAGAUAUUAAGUAAAAGUAAAUGUUUGUUCUCCUACCAUCAGACUUUCAGAACAGUUGUCCAAGAGGAUAGCAAAGUUACUGAUACAAUAAUUUCUCCUUUCCCCAUAUAAUCUCUGUCUAGGUUUAGGGCCAGUACAAGGAAAUGAGUGGUUGUUUGAAAACAAUGAGUUUUCAGAGGGACACCUUUUAAUAUACCAUAAAUUCUAAUAGCAGAUGGAUACUAAUUUGAGCAUCAUGUUGCCUAGUAAAGUUUACAAAUUAGAUUUGAUAAAAAUUAGUAUCUGAAAUCAUCUCAGAUGUAAUCCCAAACUCAUGAAAAUACUUAAAUGCAGGAUACACACAUAAUAGCAUAUUGGUUUAUUUCACCCUUAACCUCCUUUCCCCCAGCAGACACCCAUAGGUAUUGUUCAAUAUUAGUGGUUGCUCAAAUUUGCUAUUUUUUCAAUUUACUGCAUGUUUCAGAGAUGGAGCAAAUCAUCCCUGCUAAUGCCUGAAGCAGAUCAGAUAGCUAAUAAGCACAGCCUGUGCAAGGGACACCAUCUGUGAUAAAUGCCUUCUGUGCCUGCUGUCAAAUUAUAAUCUGGAAAAUUAUUUUUAUCAUUGUCGUGGUCAGAAACAAAAACAAAAUCUGUUGUCCAAAAUUUGAAUUAAUCCUAUAAUUUGCUUUGUUACUAUAACAUUCACAGUCUGGCUGUUCUAUUGUACAGUAAACUGUAUGAUACACCCUAUUCUGUUCUGUUACUAAUGUUGUCAUUGAUCGUGAAAAUACUAAAAUCAGGUUUAAAGUGAAAGUUCUCUUUAUAAAUAAAGAUUUACUUGAAGGAAGACAGAAUAAAAAGUUUUAGAGAAUUCUGUAUAGCAGAUUAUGAAUUGUACAGAAGGAAAGUAAAAAUCCUAUUUUUUAACAUUAGAACUUCAAUAUUACUUCCCCAAUUUUAGGCUUAAAACAGUUUGUAUAACUAAAUAUUCAUGGAAUUUUGCACAAUAUGAUAAUUUGUAAUUGACAUGCAUUCUCCAAAACUAGUUGCUCUUCAAUAAAUUUUCCAAAUUCUAAUGAUUGAACAGAUAUAUUUGAAAGGACUUUCUUAUGGCCACAAUUCUUUCAUCUGAAUGGAUUAUAGCCAGGGGGGAAAGAGGGCGUAUUUGUAUGAUAACCCUACCGUAUAGUUGUAAUCCCCUACUUAAGGUACAAAACAAUUGUCAGCCUCCCCAAUAGACCAGAUCAGACUGUCUGACUAAAUUUUGCCAGUCUUGAUAGCAGAAAUCUCCUGCCCUCUCUUUUACAGCCUGAGAAGUUAGGAAGGCUCCUUUCUGAGUUUUUUCUCCGUCCAUUAUACUGCUCCGGGCUUCCCCAGGCAGCAUCUGUUGCCUGCUCCCAAGGUCAUUCCCAUAUAACAUUACAACAAUGAAAUUAAUCUUCACUAAAUUAUUAUGGUUUAUUCACUAUGUUAAACAAGGGAAUCUUCUUUUCAAUCUAUAUCUAUGGCCUUCAAAGAACUGGCCCAUGAUUUUAAAGCUGCCACAUAUUGACAGAUCUAAACAAUGUGAUCUGAUUGCAGAACACCAUUUUAUCUUCAUCAGAAUCUGGAUGGUAUGAGCACUUGGAGGAUCUUUCCCCAAGGUAAUAGUAUGAUGGUACUCAACUCUUAAAUAAAAGGAAAUGUGCACUUAACAGAAAAAGAAAAAAAAUUAAUCAAACUGAGUAGCACAACAUCUCAUAAGGUAGGGACAGAACAUAUUGUUAACAGUGUUUAUAUAUAAGAAUAUAUAAUAAUUCAGUGACUAGUGAAUGGUCUCAUUGUCUAUAGUCAAUAGAGAAUGACAACAGACCAUUGAGAACUGACCAUGUUUAAAUGGCAUAAAAAGCUAGUUGCCAGAGAGUGGAGAAAGAAUGGAAUGGUUAGAUAAAGGAAUCAAAUGUAUCUCUAUUAUAUAUUUUAUUGAUAGGCACCACUCAUUUGUCACAAUCACAGAUUUCUUAUCACCAUGCAUCUUUUAAAAAAUCAUUAUUAAAAUCAGAAACUGAGUAAGAAAAUGCACAAAUCAAAUGCAUUCAUAAUAAGCAGUAUAGGGUUGCUUGGCCUGAUUUUUAGCAGCAAUCUGUUAAUUUAUAAAAAUUCUGAAUUUGAUUCAGGUAUAAUAUAAACAUUCGUGUAAUAAAUCUUUCUAAAAAUUUAUCAAGUCUUAAAGAGGUUGGUGACUAUGGUGGUACACUUUUGUAAAAAUUAUCAUUGUCGCUAUUUUUAGCAGCUCAGAGGCUGAAGGAUUGGUAUGUCAACUAAAUCCUCUAGGAGAUGGUUUAGGUGAAGAAUAAACUGAAACUUUUUCAUUUACUUCUAGCAUUAAAACAGGCAGCUAUCAUUCCCUUAUAUGGUCUACUAUUCUUAGACUUGUCACAUAAUUCUACUUAGCUUUAAACUACUGUAUCAUGAAUUUACAGUGUCAGUUCUUGUAGCGAAGUCCUGGAUUUCAUCCAUACUUCUAGAAGGGUGAUGACAUGUUAUAUAUAGUAGAGAGUACUUGUAUCUUUUUAAAAGUUUGGCAGAAGCCAGAAUUCCAGCAGAUUUUCUCCACCCUGAGUGUUAUUGUGACAUAUGUACUAGCUAAAUUCAUGUAUCUGCACAACUAGUUUAGAGUAAUAGAGGUACAUUAAAUAACACUUUGGAGGGAGGAGAUUCUGCAACCGAGUGCUGGACCAAUGCAUUGCCAUGAUUCUGCUCUUAUUAAUGUAGGUUCAUUGUAUUUGCAUUGAAAAUCUAAAAUGUUUCAAGUGUCAUGGUCCCUGACUAUUAUUGCUUUACAUGUGUGAAGUAAAUACAAUUACUAAAUCAUGGGUUUUUAAUCAUAUACCAUAAAUGGAGCCACUUGUCUGGAAGAACAGAAGUGAAAAACAUAGGGAAAAGAUGGUUGAGAUUUUUUUUUAAAAAAAAUAUGUUUCGUCUGGAAGCUGGCCCUACUCAGUAAUGACAGACUUAUAUCUUGAUUACUCCAGAGCUGUGAGGUUAUGCAGUGACACAAAGCAGGUUCCAAAGAAAGACUUAGCGUGUUUUGGCUCAUCCAAACUUGGAGAUGGGAUUUCUUGUUAUACCAGUUAUUGCUAUUUUUUAAAAAGAAAAUCUGUUUGCUGUUUGAAAUAUCUUUGAGUUUUUUUCUUUCUUUGCUUUUCUUCUGCAGAUAACACCCCUGUGCUUACUUGGAAUCUGAAUCCUUCAUGGAAUCUAUGGAAGAAAUCAAUCAACUAAGAGUGUUCAAAAUGCUCUGAUCUUUCUCAAUUGCCUGAUCCUGUCUCACCUGUGUCUUGUUCCCACACGGGACUUUGGACUAUGGAAUGCCUGCUGGCACUUGCUCAGAGAAGUUUUGGGGGUUCCCUAAGCUUGUGCAAUACAAAAAAAACCUUACAUUUUUUUUAAAAAAGAAAAAUAUCUUUAAAGUGUUGUGCGAGUUUGUGUGUGUGUGUAUGCGUGUAUAUCCAGGUCAAACUGGAACUGUUCAGCAGCAGAAAUGACUGAAAACAACAAACUAAUGGGGGGGAAAAACUUGACAUAAACUAGAACAAGUUAUUUUAUUUAUUUCAAUAUUUAAGAGAGAAAAGUAGUGCUGACAUUGCACAGUAUUUUUGUUUAAAAUUGAUUUUACUUCAGCAUUUAAAGGCUCUUUUUGUGAAGGUGGGACUUUUGCAAAGCGCUUAAUGCAAGAUAAAGGCUGUUUACUUGCAGGAUAAUUUUUUAAAGUUAUGAAAAUAAAGAUAAACGUUGCUCUCUCUUAAACUUUAAAUAUGCCAUUCAUAGACCAUGCUUGGGUUUUCGUUUUUCAAUAUGGAUGUGGUAAGUUUAAAUUAUUCUGAAUUAUUUUGAAUGUCUACUAAUAUUUCCUACUUAGCUAUACUAAAUUAGACAAAAACCCUACUCUAAACAAAAUAUUUUGAAAAUCAAAUGCUGAAUUCUGGACAGAUGUUUAAACCAUAGAAUAACAAAAAUGUAGACAUUAGCAAUAAUGCUACUGAAGCUAGGUGUUUUUAAGGGAAAAAAUGCUGUUUUCUGUAACAUUUUCACCUCAUGCUAACAAAACGUGAACAACUUAAUAUUUAAUUACUGGAAUAGUAUAUUUGGAGAAAAGCCUAUACCUCUAAUAGUAUUAUAUGAAACAUUUGAAAGAACAUUUGGGGUCAUGUAGAAUAUUAAUUUUCUUUUUCUAUAAAUUAUAAAAUGGUCACAGACCAUAGCUGUUCUCUACUAAAGUUUUUUUUAGGACCAAGGUAUGAUCCAUGGACAAUUGGUGCUUAUAAAGUUAUGUGUCAGAGAGACUUCCUGUUAGAAAGUAACACGGGAAUAAGAUUGUUCUAAUCAUUUUGCUUGGAGGUGCAUGUAAAUAAUGGAGCAAUAAAUGAUCCUGGAAGAGGUCUGGAAAAAGUUCCCUUCAAAAUUAAUUAUGCCAGAUGAUGUAAAAAAAAAUCCAUUGUGUGUGUGGACCAGCAAUAUCUUAGAAUUGUAUGAUGCAAAACAAUUGUAUGCGUGCUUGCCUGGAAGCAGGUUUUGCAGAGUUUCAGUGGGACUUAUUCCCUAAUAGGCAUGCAUAGAAAUGUUUAAUCUGGUGUGUAGUUAAAUACAGUAAUUCUUGGAUAAAAUCUAUUUGCCAUAAAAUACAGGUAAAAAAACAUUAUAUGCAUUUCUAAAACCUCAGUCGCCACUGUAUGCAUGCACAAUUCCUUAUAUAUUUAUAUAUAUAUGCAUCAAAUCCUAUUAGCCAACUAACAGACAUUCAGGUCUAACAGACCCUCAUUCCUCACAUUAGACCAUUAAAUUGAACAUUUAAUGUCAUAUAUUCUUUUAGGGUAUAAAUGUGACAUCUAUUCUCUGAAAUUCUGGGAGCAAUCAUUUGAUGAUGCACCAUCACUAUGUAAUUCUUUUAGCCUUUUUCAGGAGUCCAGGAAUAUGAAUCCACAAUUAAGUAAAUUAAAGUUGCAUGGCAGUGGUGCUGUAAAUUUUGCACAUCCUGUUGUCUCUCAGGGGCUAGAUAUUAGGGCAAUGCAGAAUCUAGCCCAGAAGAAGCACUAUAUACAUUCUAGUCAUGGAAUCCAAUAUGAGAAGUUAAUGUCCCAGGAUAUUGCACACUAAAAAUAAUGAAAUUCCGGUUAGGAUCAAUAGGUGAGGAAAAAGACUCCUAAAAUUAUAUCAAUUACAACUCAUAAAUUACAAUUAUGCUGCCAUUUUAUAUAAAUAUUCCAUUAGAUAAAAAGAUUGCAUCCAUACUGAAGAGCUUUUGUGUUCACAUACAAUUGAUUUCCAAGACAUAUCCUGUACACUUUUCUGUAAAUAUUUAUUUGUCCAUCUUUUUUAAAAGAAAAACUUGUGAAAUUGCAAUUGCUGUAUAUAAUUUUUGAAGGUCCUCAUUGUUUACAAUGCUGUCCUCCAGUCUGCAAAUAAAACUUCCUUCUCUAAUUAUUUUUGGUUUUUUUCCAAUUAAUAAAUGAUUACUUGGUUGCUUAAAUGCUUUUUAUCAAAGUAUUGUUUAAAUUUUCCCUAUUGCUUUCAUUUUGGAGCAAAAGAGAACAGGAUAUACAAAAACAGCUGAUUAACAGCACUCUUCUGUUCAUGUAACCCAUUCCUUUGCCCAUUGAGCAGCAAAUUGGUCUUAUUGGUCUAAAUAAUCUCUUUCAACUUGUAUGAUUCCACUACCUAAUCUAAUCAUCUUCUCCGGGAGUUAUACUUGUCAUUGACUGGGCCUGACUGAGUUGGAUUACAACAUUAAAAGGAGAAUAACAAGUUUCACAUGCCUGGUCUUGCAUAACCCAAAGCCUUUCCCAGCUCUGCUACUUCCAGUUCUAGGAAUGUCAUGUUAUCUGAACUUUUGAAAGUUGCAAUCUUAAUAUUACUGAACCCAACUUUCAGGGAGACUGAAAUGGUUUCUACAAACUGUAGGGUAAGAAAAGAAGACUUAAGGACUUUUUAAAUUGGCUUUUUUAUGUUGAAGAAAAAUAGCUGUCUGGAGCCCUGACCUGGAUUAAACCCUGAUAUAAUCCAGAAGACACAAUUAUUUUUUUUUACAGAAAAACUACUAAUGCAAGCAUCAUAAGCUAAGGAGUCAUUUGGCCAUAUGGAAAUUAGCCAUAGAAGCAAAAAUGAGUUCUCUCAGACUCACAUUGGAUAGCACUGAGUUUUAGAAACAAAGUAAAAAUAGAUUUUGUAAGCUUGUUCUUUAAAUUACAUAAUGUGUAAUUUAAGUCUCAUUUAUUUAUCUAUAAAAUUUAUAUAGACUUGAUACUAUACAGGAGAAGUAUAAUAAUUUAAGUGUACCCAGAGAAAUAUAAAAUUUGGAGCACAUUACAUUGGGGAAAUCUGCAGAAAAGAUCAUGUGUGCAUGCCAGUUCAAUGGUGUUUUGAUCAAGAUUUUAAGCAGCAUGGUUACAAAUAUGUCUAUAAUAUGUUAAGCAAGAUUAGUCUACACAAGCUAGAAAUUAAUUCUGGUGCAUGCAAAAUAUUGCCUUCUGAAGGAAGUAUGUUUAAGAUCAGAAAGCCAGAGAUAUUCAUUCAAUGCUAUACUACGACGCCCCAUUGCUUGGGUAAAUUCUCUUUCUGUUCUUCAAGAAGGUAAUGCUUUCUAUGUUGAAAGCUGAAACCAAACAAACCAUAAGAGGAGCCCUAGUAGUGCAGUCAUUAGAAGUCAGUACUGCAGGCUAACUCUGCCCACAGCCAGGACUUUGAUCCUGACCAGCUCAAGGUUGGCUUAGCCUUCCUUCCUUGCAUAGUAAAAUGAGGAUCCAGAUUAUUGGAAACAAUAUGCUGAAAUUUGUAGACUGCUCAGACACUGCUGUAAAGCACUAUGAAGUAGUAUAUAAGUCUAAGUGCUAUUGCUAUGAAUGCAAUAUAGCCUGUUCUGUCAGCCUAGUCAUUAUGGUUUGUAAACUCUACUUUAUGGCAGUUCUUCCUAAUUUGGAUGCUUUCCUGAUGUUUGGAUACAAAUUCUGAGAAUUCUUCUGCUAGUGUUGAUGUUGCUGAAACCUGUGGAAAUUUGGGUCUAUUUUUAGAGUGUAUGGUUUAUGGCCUAGCAUUGUAACUGAACAAUGGUGUAGCUUAUUCAGCCAACCAUGCUUAAGUCUGACUGAACUGAUUGAAUCAGGAUCCAACACUACAUUCCAUUGUGUAUUAUAGAAAGACUGCAAUACACGUUUAGAUUUCUCAGACUGUAAUUUCUCGAUUCUGAAAGCUAUUCAUAUAUUUUACUUCAAAUAUACCAGCAUAAUAUAUUUUAGAAAAGUUAGAAAGGUAGGUAUAAUAAAAAUGAUGUAUGAUAUGGAACAAGAUAAAGCUGUUUCAAAAGAGAGGUCAUUAAGUGUUUCGAUAAUCUUUCAGUUUCAAAAAGUUAUUGGGGUAGGUACAGGUGAGACCGUCAUUACAAAGCAGCAUUUAUUAAUCUCAGCAACUUUAAGAUCUGUGGUCUUCAAUUCCCAGAAUUCUGAGAGUCAAAGUCCAUACAUCUUAAAAUUGCUGAGGUUGAUAAACACUGUCAUAAAGGAUACAUUUGAAUUUUUUUCCAUUUCCAGUAAGAGAUGGCACUGUAGUAUAGAGGCAUAGAUUCAUUUAUUUUAAGUAUGAAUUUACACUCUUUUAUAUGCUAAGCAGUAUCACAAGUCAUGCAAUCACAAUACUAUUUGUGUUAAGAGAAACAAGGUCAAAAAAGGGCAUUAUAUUAGAACUUGUGUGUUUAUGGGAAAUGUUAAGGUGUUUUUUUUUUUUAAUCCAGUCAGACAUUCUGCAUUUUUGCAUCCAUACCCUUGUCUGUUUUGUUUUGUUUUUUUGCUUGGUUGCACAUUUUCAAAAGGUUAGUGAGCUUGUCAGUUAACUGAAUGCUUUGUGGCACGUGAACCUGUCUGGGUGGAAAGCCUGUGGCAAACCAAUCAUAAAUUUCUGAGCCCUACAGAAAUUUUCUUCUAGGAUAAACUUGGUUGAAGAUGUCAUGAAAACAAAAAUGGGUGCAGAUAUAGUAUCUAUAACUUUUGGGUUAUAGCUAGUCAUUCUGCCUAGUCAUUUUAUUUUCAGUUUCAAGUCUGUUCUAUUUUUUUUUUUUUUGCUUGAGAAGUAAACAUUGAAAUGCCCAUGUGUAGAGAUAUAAUAUCUAAUGACAGCUUUUACCAUAAAUAGACAACAUCUUUUCAUUUUCCAUUGCUGAUAAGAGAUUAUUUUAUUUUUAAGAACACUUCACACUAUUACUUUAGAUUCCAGCUGUUCAGAUAAAUAUUCCUACCAUUAAUUCCCCUGUACUGCAAAUUAGUAGAAUAUGCAAAGACAGAUUUCCUUCCUGUUAGCUACUUUUGGCAAUGGAUCUUUAUAACCCAUAGUGUUUUUUUUAAUAGUGUGCUUCUCUGGAGGUUGCAGUGACCUACUUUGCUCCCAAAUUGUGUCAGGCUGAUGCAUGAAUACAAUUCUUUCUCAGAAGUCUUCAUGAACAAAGAGCAAGUAGCUUGCCUUGCAGCUACCGUAGUAGUUUCAGGGCCAAAAAGGUGAAGAAGAGCAUUAGCUAUUUAUCCUAAUGAGGAGAUUGUAAGCAGCCCCCUGGUAGUUUUCAGGUUAAGACUUUUGUCUAUAAUACUGUGUGCCUGGAUCUAGGGUGGGUGGGUCAGAGUUUAUCCUUUUUAAUGGAAAGCUCAGAGGCCCUCAUUUAUAUUGAUAAAGAUGUUUCCUUGUCAGGAGCUCAAAUGUUGGAAGGUGGAGGAAGUGAUGCCUUAGUCCUUAAGCUGAACAGGCAGUGAAUCUGUGUGCAGUCUGAUGAUACAUCGUAGGUUAUAAAAGGUUCUAUUGGGACAUGGUAUGCAAGGUUUUUUUAAAAAAAAAAUAUUUUUAUUUGUACAUUCACCCUUUUUUUUGUCUUCAUUGAUUUGUUUACCUCUUUUAUGUUCUGUCCUAGUAACUGGCAGAAAAAAACAAAGAUUUUUAUUCUGGGAAUGUUCCUGGUCCUGCACUGCCCACCCAAUGCAUGUCAGAUAGACAAACAGGGCAUAACUAGUUUUGCUGUUUCACUAUUCUGUCACAUAGAUCUUGUUUUACAGAAGGAAUCCUCCUUGGAACAUAAUUCUUUCAUUUGGUGCCCGUAGAGAUACUUAAGAUUUAGAAAUAUAGUUGCAAGGAUUGUGUAGUGCUUCAGCUGUGAUCUCUGAAAGACAUUUUGGAGCAUAUGGGAGUGUAAACUUUGUGCCUGUCUGCAAUUCAAAGCAGCUACCUCUUUACCCUGGAUCAAUGUUUUAAAGCAGUAUUUCUCAACUCAGCAACUUUAAAGUAUUUGGACUCCAACUCCCAGAAUUCCUCAUCUGACUGGGGAAUUCUGAGAAUUGAAGUCCACAUGUCUUAAAGAUGCUGAGAUUGCGAAACUGUUUUAAAGUAAAGCAUACUUGGCAUAUUCUUGCCUUGUUCAUACCCCUGUAUAGUUUGAAGUAUAUUUUAGAGAUCCAAUCUAAAUAUUGCACAUAUUAACAUUUAAUAGCUAGAAAAUAUUCAGGGUAUCAUUAGGAAAGAAAAGAAAAAGGGAGGUGGGGGUGAGUGGAAUAACAUACAUUUAUAAAUUUAUAUUAUAAAUUUAUAUUAUAAAUGUCACAUAAUCGAGAGAUGAGUAUGGCUAGCUCUCUAAAAUUUAGAACAAGAGCUCUUCUUGUAGAAGAGUCCUCUAAAAACCAGUCUUAUAUGAAUCAUGUACCAAAUGUUACCAUUUGCCAUAAAAAUAUCUCACUGCCAGAAAAGAUUGAGAAGGAGAUAAAGACUAGCAGUUUCCCCCUCAAAAAGAAAAUGUUUCUAUGCAACCCAGAAAAAAAUGAUCAUUACAGUAAAUGCAUCACAUAAUCUUGCUGCCUGUGCAAGAUUAAAAAACAAAAAAGAAAAGAAA
Molecule: messenger RNA, 14388 nt
Organism: Crotalus tigris (Tiger rattlesnake)
Lineage: Eukaryota; Metazoa; Chordata; Lepidosauria; Squamata; Viperidae
Gene: DPF3
Product: double PHD fingers 3
Exons: 9
Coding region: 136-1476 (446 amino acids)
Biological process (GO): nervous system development
Cellular component (GO): nucleus; nBAF complex
Source: RefSeq, a predicted model, not a curated record